AUGGUAGACUUCAACAACGUGCCCGAGAAUCGUGUCACAAUGAUUGUUGGGAAAGGUCAAACGGUGUACUGGCAAGGAAGUAAUGUCACUGUUUACGAGAUCGAUGAUGAAGGGCAGGAACAGACAAGGAAACUUGUUGACAUGCGGAAUGGACAAGGCGUCGUUCCAGAGGGUGUCAAAUUAUACAUCACCAAGGGGAAGGUGAAAGAAGAAUUUUGA
Molecule: messenger RNA, 219 nt
Organism: Aspergillus viridinutans
Lineage: Eukaryota; Fungi; Ascomycota; Eurotiomycetes; Eurotiales; Aspergillaceae
Exons: 2
Coding region: 1-219 (72 amino acids)
Source: RefSeq, a predicted model, not a curated record